Vigna unguiculata (cowpea) is the source of this 821-nucleotide messenger RNA. RefSeq lists its product as uncharacterized. The record is from RefSeq and is a predicted model, not a curated record. NCBI's taxonomy places the organism in Eukaryota, Viridiplantae, Streptophyta, Magnoliopsida, Fabales, Fabaceae.
AUUGAAGACAAAACGCGGAAACGAGUGACAACGAUAGCUAUCCCUUUCACUUGUUAAAACUUGACAUCUCAGUCUGAGUCUCAGUUUCUCAUCUUUCUCUUCCCUCACACCAAUUUUCAGGACUUGAAGCAUGGCAGAUUCAAAAUCAGGAUUGAGGAAGCCCGUAUUCACCAAGGUGGAUCAGCUUCGCCCUGGGACAAGUGGGCACACUUUAACUGUGAAGGUGGUCAAUGCUAAGAUGGUGAUGCAGAAAGGUCGUUCUGAUGGUCCUCAGUCCCGCCAAAUGAGAAUUGCUGAAUGUUUGGUUGGUGAUGAGACUGGAAUGAUCAUAUUCACUGCCAGAAAUGAUCAAGUGGAUUUGAUGAAAGAGGGUGCUACUGUGAUCCUGCGAAAUGCCAAAAUUGACAUGUUCAAAGGAUCAAUGAGGCUUGCUGUGGACAAGUGGGGCCGAGUGGAAGUGACAGAACCUGCUAGUUUCAGUGUUAAGGAAGAUAACAACUUGUCUCUGAUCGAGUAUGAACUUGUGAAUGUUGUUGUAGAAUGACUUGUUGGGACAUCCUGGAAUUUCUUAUGAGAAUAAAACAAAUCCAGCAAAGAAAUCUAGCUUUGUUUCUUUUUGUAUCUGAGACAUCUAAUCAUGCUCUUCACAGUUCAGCUUAGUCUAGGAAUAGGAUUUGAGAAGCCAGUAGUAUCAACAGUUGCUAGCUUCUUUCCAGAUCAUAUUUUUUUGUUGUGCUAUCUAUUGACAUUUUAGAUUAUAUCUAUCUUCAUCUACAAUGGAUUAAAUAUUAUGUAUGGUUGGUGGGUGUUUAUACUUGAUA